AUGAGUGGAAACCAGUCCCUCUGCACCCACUUCACAUUUGUGGGAUUUUCUUCUCUAGCAGAGUUGCAACCUGUGCUCUUCAUUGUGUUCUUAACCAUUUACAUGUCUACUAUGGGAGGAAAUCUCAUCAUUGGCUUGAUCUGGGGCACCCCUUCCUUGCACACUCCCAUGUAUUUCUUCCUGGUUAACCUCUCCUUUCUGGAGAUGUGCUAUAUCACUAGUGUGGUGCCUCAGAUGCUGGUGCACUUGCUUGCGGAGAUCAAGACCAUAAGCGUGGGACGCUGUGCAGCUCAGAUGUAUGUAUUUAGCAUCUUGGGACUGACAGAAUGCUGCCUGCUAGCAGCCAUGGCUUAUGACCGCUUUGUAGCUAUUUGCCAUCCUCUGCAUUACUCUCUCCUGAUGGACCCUCGUGUGUGUUUGAAAUUGGCUGUAGCAUCUUGGACCACUGGGGUCGUGGUGGAAUCAGCCCAGACCACAUGGAUCUUCACUCUCCCCUUCUGUGGAACAGGAAGAAUCCAGCACUUUUUUUGUGACAUCAUGCCUCACUUUUUUUGUGACAUCAUGCCUGUAGUGAAACUAGCUUGUGUUGAUACCUCCCACAAUGAGAUUGUGAUGUUUGCUAUCUCCGUGCUCUUUAUCAUGACCCCCUGUCUCCUCAUUCUGUGCUCCUAUGUGCGCAUUCUGGUGACCAUCCUGAGAAUCCCUUCAGCCACUGGCAGAAGCAAAGCUUUCUCCACUUGCUCUUCUCAUAUCCUGGUUGUUUCUCUCUUCUAUGGCACUGCCUUGUUCACUUACCUCCAACCGAAGGCUGCACACUCCCCAGAAACAGACAAGGCAACUGCACUCAUGUACACUGUGGUCACACCUGCUCUGAAUCCAGUUAUCUACACCUUGAGGAACAAGGAAGUGAAGGAAGCCUUUCAAAGAAUAACACUAAGAAGCACUCACAGACAAAUGACCUAA
Molecule: messenger RNA, 963 nt
Organism: Rangifer tarandus platyrhynchus (Svalbard reindeer)
Lineage: Eukaryota; Metazoa; Chordata; Mammalia; Artiodactyla; Cervidae
Source: the annotation of a GenBank genome assembly